Messenger RNA from Ipomoea nil (Japanese morning glory), 714 nucleotides. RefSeq names its product valine N-monooxygenase 2-like. The record is from RefSeq and is a predicted model, not a curated record. The coding region runs from base 1 to 714 and encodes 237 amino acids. NCBI's taxonomy places the organism in Eukaryota, Viridiplantae, Streptophyta, Magnoliopsida, Solanales, Convolvulaceae. Gene Ontology annotation, molecular function: oxidoreductase activity, acting on paired donors, with incorporation or reduction of molecular oxygen; iron ion binding; monooxygenase activity. The transcript has a single exon.
AUGGGGAUAAUUGAUAUGCUUAUUAUUAGCUUCUCAUUCUUAUCAUCAAUCUCAGUAGUCUUUCUCUCAUACAAAUGGCUAAGUAAACAAAAAGCUGCUAAGCAAUUCCCACUCCCUCCAGGCCCCAAGUCAUGGCCUGUAGUGGGAUGCUUCCCUCAAAUGCUUAGAAACAAGCCGGUUUUCCGGUGGAUUCUCAAUCUCAUGGAGGAGAUGAACACCGAAAUCGCCUGCUUCCGCCUUGGGGGAACCAAUGUGAUUUCAGUAACAUCGCCGGAGGUGGCGCGUGAGAUACUGAUGAAACAAGACGCGGUUUUUGCGUCAAGGCCGGCCUUCGCGUCGGCACAGCUGAUAAGCAGUAAUUAUUUGAUCUCCUUCGUUUCCCCUCUGGGCGACCAGUGGAAGAAAAUGAGGAGAGUUCUUACCUCUCAUGUGCUCUCUCCCAACACCCUUAACUGGCUGGCUCACAAGCGGGCGGCAGAAGCCGACCACCUCGUACGUUACAUCUACAAUCAGUGUAGAAACGCCGCAGGUUGCGGAGUAGUGGAUGUGAGGGCGGCGGUGAGACACUUCUGUGGGAAUGUGGUUAGGCAGAUGGUGUUCAGCAAGAGGCAUUUCGGCGCAGGGGUGGAAGACGGCGGGCCCGGCGUGGAGGAAGAGGAGCACGUUAAUGCCACCUUUGGUGUUCUUGCUUAUGUGUAUUCUUUUGGGAUCUAA